This is a messenger RNA of Scleropages formosus (Asian bonytongue), 3208 nucleotides long. Its product is annotated as apelin receptor A. NCBI's taxonomy places the organism in Eukaryota, Metazoa, Chordata, Actinopteri, Osteoglossiformes, Osteoglossidae. Gene Ontology annotation, biological process: G protein-coupled receptor signaling pathway; positive regulation of cytosolic calcium ion concentration; neutrophil chemotaxis. Gene Ontology annotation, molecular function: C-C chemokine receptor activity; C-C chemokine binding. The coding region runs from base 1239 to 2321 and encodes 360 amino acids. Gene Ontology annotation, cellular component: external side of plasma membrane; membrane. The record is from RefSeq and is a predicted model, not a curated record. The transcript has 3 exons.
AACUGCCAUCGGAGAUCGUCGCUGAGGCGAUACUCGUUCCCGCGCAUUGGCGCCAUCUGCCGCGAGCGCGGGACGGGGGCGCGAGUGCGCGGCGCGUGGUGCAGGGCCCCCGCUGCGCGAGACCAUCCCUUAACCCCGGGAAAUGGUAAUUAAAACUGUGUUUACCAGGAGGGAAAAAGUUCUCAAAUUACCGAACGUUGCCAAAGUUCGUACUGAAAUCUGACGUUAGUAAAAACGGUUCAAGACGAACUUGUCAUACGACGUGUGAACAGGUUUCCCUCCACUGAAAAGAUGUGGGGAAUUAUGCCAGAAGAUCAGGAUUAACUAAACACCUCUGUUUAUAGCAGGCUGCUCAUCUACACACGUCUUCUCAUUAUUUAUUAAAAAUGGUGUAGGUUAUAAUAAAUCCAUUAGAAAUCUCUGAUAAUUCCCAUAAGAGCCGUGUUCACUAUAAAUCUGUUGUUCGGACUGUUCCCUCUGGCUCUGGGCUCUUCUAGUGGACACAUAAAAGUAAACAACAAUUAACUUUCAUUUGUAAAUAACUUAAAGCAUUAUAAUGUACUUUCUGAAUGCACAUUUGGACCACCUUAUACCUCAGGGCUCGUCUGGGAUUACUUUUAAUUUCAUUAUAAGUCCAGUAUAAUAAGUUAGGGUUAUUAAAUGUAUUUAAAAGUGCAGCACCGAAGGUCAGAGGUCAUGCGCCUGGACUCUGGGCUCUUCUCUUGUGCCACUUUGGGUAAAAGUUAAUUAGUGGAGAUCUGUUGAUGUUUCGGAUCUUUUGCCACGGCUGAAAAAACAGGAAGCCUUCAGUGAAGAGCAGCGCCGGGUCCCAGCAGGACGGCACCGGGGCACAAUAACAACACUUCUCCGCAUUUUUUAACUCCACUGUUCAGCCAGUUUGGUUGUAUGUCGCACAGUGUGUUUGCCUGCACCAGUCUACUGCUUUGAAUAUUGAGAAGCCUAAAACAUGCCACUUUAAUGUGAAAUCACUGUACCGGUGUCACAUUUAAAACUUAAUUUUGAUGCACUUAAGCAAAUGACAGAGCUGAGAAAGAAUGGGGCAAAGUGAUGAUUCAUUUGGAAAUGUUAGUGUUGAAAUUUGUUAUAUCUUUCAGACUCAUUUAAAGAAGCUAUCAGUCACAACUGGACGAAGGAUGUUGAAAAACUGGGGUUUCGAGCGGCUUUCAUCAGGCGUGGAUUUCAGAACUUUUGAGGUAUAAGAAAAAACGACGUCCAGCAUGGAGCAGAGCAGUGAAUAUACAGACGGUUACGAUUACUAUGAUGACAACAGCACAGCAUGCAACUUCGAGGAGUGGGAACCCUCGUACUCCCUAAUCCCAGUGCUCUACAUGCUCAUCUUCAUCCUGGGACUGUCGGGCAAUGGGGUAGUCAUCGUUACAGUCUGGAAGUCCAAGUUUAAGCGCAGGGCAGCGGACAUCUACAUCGGCAACCUGGCACUGGCUGACCUGACCUUUGUGGUGACCCUCCCGCUGUGGGCUGUCUACACAGCACUGGGCUACCAUUGGCCCUUUGGCGUGGCGCUCUGCAAGAUCAGUAGCUACGUGGUGCUGGUGAACAUGUACGCGAGCGUCUUCUGCCUCACCUGCUUGAGCUUUGACCGCUACCUGGCCAUCGUGCACUCGCUGUCCAGCAGUCGGCUACGCUCCAGGGGCUCCAUGCUGGCCUCCCUGGGGGGCAUCUGGCUGCUCUCGUGCGUCCUGGCCGUGCCCACGCUGCUGUUCCGCACCACUGUGGAAGAUACCACCUUGAACCGCACCACCUGCGGUAUGGACUUCAGCCUGGUGACGCUGAACCAGCUGCACGAGUCACUGUGGAUCGCUGGGCUGAGCCUCUCCUCCUCAGCGCUGGGCUUCCUACUGCCCUUCCUGGCCAUGACCGUGUGCUACUGCUUCAUCGGCUGUACCGUCACCCGCCACUUCAACAACCUGCGCAAGGAGGACCAGAAGAAGCGCCGCCUGCUGAAGAUCAUCACCACGCUGGUGGUGGUCUUUGCUAUCUGCUGGACGCCCUUCCAUGUACUCAAGAGCAUGGAUGCCCUCUCCUACCUCGGCUUGGCGCCCAAUACCUGCGGCUUCCUCCGCUUCCUGCUGCUGGCGCACCCGUACGCCACCUGCCUGGCCUAUGUCAACAGCUGCCUCAACCCCUUUCUCUAUGCCUUCUUCGACCUGCGCUUCCGCUCCCAGUGCCUUUGCUUGCUGAGCCUGAAGAAGGCCAUGCAUGGCCAGAUGAGCUCCGUGUCCUCCACCCUGAGUGCCCAGACGCAGAAGUCCGAGGUGCAGUCUUUGGCCACCAAGGUGUGAGGCCCAGCGAGGGCGAGCGGGGCUACAGCAGGAGGGUGACCGCUGCUCCUGCCUCCCAUCCCCAAGUAACGCUGCAGGUAAAUCAAAGGCUUCAGGUGACAAACUUUCUUAUCAGUUUCCAUUUGCUCCUGGAGAUGAAGAUGAAGGUGUCAGAAAAAUCCUGGACAGUUCAGAGAGAAAAACUGAGUUCACUGGAGGAAAGCUGGUGCACGCAGGGCUGUGUUCCACAUCUCCCAAUGACAGCCGCGCCCCAGGCGUGUUCGCACACAAGAUUGUCGGCCCCACUCCCCCUUCCAGCAGCAGGCACCAGCUGGCUGAGCCCAUGGCUGCUGGUUUCCCACGCACCUUCUUGAGGUAAACAGUGAAAAAAGUGACUUCUUCUCACUUGCUCCCUGCAGUAGAGUGGAAGCGGGACAAGGAGAGAUUGGAGUGUGUUCACUCUGAUUACACUGGUAAAAAAGACAAAUGUACAGUAUUUUCGUACCUUACUCUUUGUUGUUGUUCUUGUUGUUGUUCUUGUGGUUUUGUUUCCAAGCACUUGUCUAAAAGAGGCAAAAGGAGGGAGGGGAGUAAAGUGGCAAAGUGUCUCCUCACCUCUGUCUCCACAGUGUUAGUUAGGCCAGGAGACUCGGGGAAGACAGGGGUUAGGUGGAGGGUGUAAAUCAAGGAAACUUGUUGUGUCUUAAUUAGAGGGGGCAGGCAGAUGGUGGCUGACAAACACUGUUUGGUCUUCUGGGGGUCUCUGAAGACAGAACUCCUAGAGGGAACCUGUGCACUGAGGAUGGGGUGGCAAUUUCAUGAAUUACUCGUGUGUGUAUUUUGUCAACUAUGUAACUAACUGCUGUAUGAUACAAUUAUGCUUUUUUUUUGUUUGCAAUAAAUCAUGU